Molecule: messenger RNA, 1483 nt
Organism: Carcharodon carcharias (great white shark)
Lineage: Eukaryota; Metazoa; Chordata; Chondrichthyes; Lamniformes; Lamnidae
Gene: scrn2
Product: secernin 2
Exons: 8
Coding region: 180-1457 (425 amino acids)
Biological process (GO): proteolysis
Molecular function (GO): cysteine-type exopeptidase activity; dipeptidase activity
Source: RefSeq, a predicted model, not a curated record
CGUUUUGGUCGGAGAGGUUGUCUGUCUUUUUGAUUUCUUAGACUACAGUACUUCGCGUAUAGGGACUGAAGAGUUAACCUUACUACCCGUGUGUCUGUCAGCUGACUGAAAGAGCGUGUCAGACAUUGAUCUUAGCUCAGCCUGAGCGUUGCUGGGACUUCCUAAAAAAAAAGGAAAGAAUGGCUGCCAACACCGUCUGUGCUCCCUCUUCCUGUGACUGCUUUGUUGCUCUCCCACCUGCCACUGAGAGAAAAGAGGUGAUUUUUGGGAAGAACUCUGACAGACCACGGGAUGAGGUUCAGGAAGUGGUUUACUUUCCUGCAACUGUGCAUGCACCAGGCUCUAAGGCGGAGUGCACAUACAUUGAAAUCGAGCAGAUUGAAAAAACGCAUGCAGUGAUUCUGAGCCGGCCAGCCUGGUUAUGGGGAGCAGAAAUGGGAGCCAACAAUCAUGGUGUUUGCAUUGGCAAUGAGGCCGUGUGGACCAAAGAGCCUAUCAGUGAGAAGGAAGCGCUGCUCGGAAUGGACCUUGUCAGGCUUGGACUGGAGAGAGGUUCCACUGCCAAGGAGGCUCUAGAUGUUAUUACUUCUCUUUUGGAGCAAUAUGGCCAGGGUGGGAACUGCAAGGAAGCUCCAGAAGCAUUCAGCUACCAUAACACAUUUCUGAUUGUGGACAGAAAAGAGGCUUGGGUACUGGAAACAUCUGGGAAACACUGGGCAGCUCAGCAAAUUACAGAAGGUGCAAAAAAUAUUUCCAAUCAGCUGACCAUCACCACAGAGAUCAGCAUCGAGCACCCUGACCUCCGAAACUAUGCCCAGAGUCAGGGUUGGUGGAGCGGUGACGGUGAGUUCAACUUCUCCCAGAUUUUCUCCCUGACUAACCCACCGGUGAGAAUGGAGGCUGCAAAGGUUCGUUACUGUGGAGGCAAGGAGCUGCUUCGUAAGCAACAAGGUAGCAUCCAAGCUGAGACAAUCAUGGACAUCCUACGUGAUAAGGAAAGUGGAAUCUGCAUGGAGUCUGGGGCCUUCUGUACCACGGCCAGUAUGGUGUCCAUUCUACCCCAGGAUGACUGUUCACCCUGCGUGCAUUUCUUUACAGCGACUCCUGACCCUUCGAGAUCUGUCUUCAAGCCCUUCAUCUUUAUUGAUGAUGUAAUGCCAGUCCCUAUGGUGAUUUCUCCGAGCUAUGGCGACGAUGAUCCUGUCAGGAAACAGCCUCGGUUCCAGACCAAACGGGACCGCAGGCAUGAACUGUAUAAGGCACAUCAACAGGCCAGAGCUACAAUGGAGAGUGGACAGGAGCAAGGUGUAAAGUUGCACCAGACUAUGCAGAACAUCGAGAGACAGGGACUGAAAGCUAUCAAGAAUUUAUUGACUAGUGGAGGGACUUUUGACCCAGAAGAAAUGGCAGAUUUGUUCUUUGACUGUGUUGACACGGAGAUCAAAUUUUACAAAUAAAUCGUCAAGUAUGACACUUCUGCAAA